Messenger RNA from Komagataella phaffii GS115, 1743 nucleotides. RefSeq names its product Phosphoesterase involved in downregulation of the unfolded protein response. Gene Ontology annotation, molecular function: phosphoprotein phosphatase activity. Gene Ontology annotation, cellular component: cytoplasm. NCBI's taxonomy places the organism in Eukaryota, Fungi, Ascomycota, Pichiomycetes, Pichiales, Pichiaceae. The transcript has a single exon. The record is from RefSeq and is a predicted model, not a curated record. Bases 1 to 1743 code for a protein of 580 amino acids.
AUGUCCAUUCUCCCUAAAAGGUGGGUAAGACAGCUUAUAUAUAUCUUGCUUCUUCUGCCUACUGUUUUAGUGGGGAUAGAUGUGUUGUUCUUAAGGCUUUUUCCCAAUAGUGUACACUUUGUUCUUCCAGUUAAUAGGCACAAAGCUGUCAUAACUCAAUUGGCGUUCAGGGAGUGUUAUUCCAGUGUUUUUUGUCAACCAAAACCUGGAUUCAUGAGACUGGAAAAGGAUUUGUUUCUGAACAAAAAUUGGAUAGGGCAGAUAUUUGUGGAAUACCAGCAAAGCUCGUGGAAUGACCUUACUGGUGAUCAACUUGUUGUACUGGACUUGGCUGUCUCCAAUAUAGAAGAGGAUUCUAAAGUCGCUGGUAAUGGAAUGAAUUUGUAUCCAAUUCGAAUACUGAAUGAUCUCCAAGGUAUUAGUGGACGAAAAUUUAUAUCCAAAAUUGUAGGAGACGAUGGAAAGGAAGAAGAAGUAGUAUAUAAAAUACCCAGUGCUAAGCAAAUAAAAGAAAAAGGAUGGGAAAAGCUUGAUUAUGGGUUAUGGGUAAAGUAUGGGCCUUUUGAUGAAUUUCAGGCAUUAACAGACAUUGAUGUCCUUUAUGGAUUUGAAGCCAAGGAAGUUAGACACAAGUGGAUUAAAUUACCAAAUCCUCUCUUACUGAACCGCGUCCCUGUCUUUUUGUCAUUUCGCAGGAAAGGUGAGAAACAAUCAAGCAAACCAAAGCUGAAGAUAAAUUCUCAGGGUAAAUUCAAGAUUCUUCAAGUUGCUGACUUACAUUUUAGUACAUUAAAUGGAACAUGCCAAGAUCCAGAACCACCGUUAAAGCCAAACGAAUCUUGCUUUGCAGAUGCGAGGACACUUAGAUUUUUGAAUAAGGUUCUAGACAUUGAGAAUCCAGAUCUAGUAGUAUUAACUGGUGACCAAAUUUACGGAGAUAGAGCUCCUGACUCCCAAACCGCCAUGUUUAAGGCCUUAGAGCCGUUUAUUUCAAGGAAAAUACCAUACGCGCUCAUUUUGGGAAAUCAUGACGAUGAAGGAUCUUUGAGCCGUGACCAACUAAUGGAAAUUGUUGAGCAGUUGCCUUAUUCACUAUCAGAGAAAGGUCCAGCGGAAAUCGAUGGAGUUGGGAAUUUCUACGUUCCUGUUUAUGGAUCGAGGUCGUCGAACGUGGCAAUGUCACUUUAUUUUCUGGAUACUCAUAAAUACUCAAAACAAAAAAAAGUUUACCCUGGAUACGACUGGAUCAAAGAGAAUCAACUAGAAUGGCUUAGCAAGGCGCACAUUCCUUACUUGGAAGAUAUUGAAAAUUACUCUCAUAUCCACUUGUCCAUGGGUUUCUUUCACAUUCCACUUCCAGAAUACAGAGAUUUCCAUGAAAAGCAUGUGGGAUCUUACAAAGAGGGGGUGAUGGCGCCCACUUUCAACUCGCAUGCCCGAAACGUUUUUGGUAAAUUAGGAGUGGGAGUCAUCAGUGUAGGACACGAUCAUUGCAAUGACUACUGCCUGUUCGAUGAAGAAAAUGAAGAAGGUGAUAAAACGGGAAAUAUGUGGCUAUGCUAUGGUGGAGCGGCCGGUGAGGGAGGAUAUGGUGGUUACGGAGGAACAACCAGAAGAUUAAGACUUUUCUCAGUAGAUUCCCAAUCAAACGACAUUUCUACGUGGAAAAGAUUAGAAUCUUCACCUGAUGAUAUUUUUGAUAAGCAAAUACUAGUGAAAAACGGGGUUACAGUUUGGGAAUGA